AAAGCUGUUCAAACUGUUCAAGCGACGAAAGACGCUGGAACGAUGUCUGGUUUGAAUGUAUUGCCCAUCAUUAAUGAAUCGACGGCGGCUGCCAUUGCCUAUGGCCUUGACAAAAAGACAUCUGGCGAAAAGAACAUAUUGAUUUUCGAUCUUGGCGGCGGCACCUUCGACGUAUCCGUCCUAACGAUCGACAACGGAAUUUUCGAGGUCAAGUCCAUUGCCGGGGACACGCACUUGGGCGGUGAAGAUUUCGACAAUCGCAUGGUGAAUCACUUUAUCCAAGAGUUCACUCGCAAAUAUAAGAAGGACAUGUCCGGCAAUAAGCGAGCAGUGAGACGUCUCCGAACAUCAUGCGAGCGAGCCAAGCGAACUCUCAGCUCGUCGACGCAAGCGAGCAUCGAGAUCGAAUCGCUUUUCGAAGGAAUUGACUUUUACUCGUCGAUAACGCGAGCUAGAUUCGAGGAGCUUUGCUCCGACCUCUUUAGGAGCACGCUCGAUCCCGUUGAGAAGUCAUUGCGCGAUGCCAAGAUGGACAAAGGCCAAAUUAACAGUAUCGUUCUCGUUGGCGGAUCGACGCGAAUCCCGAAAAUCCAGAAGCUGCUACAAGACUUCUUUAACGGCAAGGAAUUGAACAAGUCCAUUAAUCCAGAUGAGGCCGUUGCUUAUGGAGCAGCCGUGCAGGCAGCGAUUUUGCACGGAGAUAAAUCAGACGAGGUUCAAGAUUUGCUUCUCCUCGAUGUCACACCAUUGUCAUUGGGUAUCGAAACCGCUGGCGGAGUCAUGACUACCCUCAUCAAGAGAAAUACUACCAUUCCAACGAAGCAAACGCAGAUUUUUACUACGUACGCGGAUAAUCAGCCUAGAGUGUUGAUCCAAGUCUACGAGGGUGAAAGAGCCAUGACGAAAGAUAACAAUCUCUUAGGUAAAUUCGAGUUGACGGGAAUCUCUUCAGCUCCACGUGGUGUGCCCCAGAUCGAGGUGACGUUCGACAUCGACACCAAUGGCAUCUUAAAUGUAUCAGCGGCUGAUAAGUCUACGGGCAAAGAGAACAAAAUAACAAUUAGAAAUGACAAAGGCCGUCUAUCCAAGGAGGACAUUGAACGAGUGGUAAACGAGGCGGAGACGUACAAAAAUAAAGACAAUCAGCAGCGGGAGAAGAUAAGUGCUAACGAUGCCUUGGAAGCUUAUUGCUUCAAUAUGUAGAGUAUUGUCGAGGACGAGAAAUUUAAGGACAAAAUGAACGAUACUGAUCGCACAGCCGUGAUAAAGAAGCGCAAUGAAGUUAUUGCUUGGCUGGAUGCCAAUCAACUGGCUGAGAAGGAUGAGUUUACUGGCAAGGAAAAGGAACUGCAAGCGGUCUGUAAUCCAAUAAUUACGAAACUUUACCAGGGCGGUAAUGUACCAGAGGGGAAGCCAUCUGGCGAUGGAACUGGAGAACCAACCAUUGAAGAAGUCGACUGAAUCAAUUAAUGAGAUUUCAUAUCGUGAACAAAAUAUUUUCGUACCAUACACCCUUUCUUUCAUUAAAAAAAAAA
Ceratosolen solmsi marchali is the source of this 1535-nucleotide messenger RNA. RefSeq names its product heat shock 70 kDa protein cognate 4-like. Gene Ontology annotation, molecular function: ATP-dependent protein folding chaperone; ATP binding. Lineage: Eukaryota; Metazoa; Arthropoda; Insecta; Hymenoptera; Agaonidae. The record is from RefSeq and is a predicted model, not a curated record.